AGAAUAGCAAUGCAAAGACUUUGGCUGUUCGUUUUCAGUGCAAUUCUGUCAACUGCUCAUGCUCUCACCGUGGAAGCACCUGUCAAGGAAACAAAGGUGGCACGAGGGAACAACGUAACCCUCCACUGUUAUUUUAAAACUGAUGUUGCCGUUACCUCAGGAGACCUUGUUGUCUGGAGAAAAAUCAAUAGCCCGGAUGAUGCUGUGACUAGGUAUUUUGAUGGAUUUGUACAGUAUGGCAAGGGCUAUGAAAACCGUUUACAGUUUAGUGGUGACGUAGACAAAGGGAACAUCAGUAUCACCAUCAACGCAGCCACCAUGGAAGACAACGGGACAUACGCCUGCAGCGUCCGUCUUCGGAAUGACUACCCCAGACAGACUGCAAUCCUGUCUCUUUUAGUCCUUGUUGCACCAUCUAAACCAGAAUGUAAGAUUCACGGCACAGCAGAAUACGGACAGACAAUCAAUCUGACCUGUAUUUCCCAUGAGGGCUCCCCAAAGCCCAGCUAUACCUGGCAAAGCUUCAAUGUACAAAAUGAGCCCCGUCCUCUGGAAACAACAGAAGGGGGACAAAUAACUCUGAAGAACAUCUCAGCAGACACCACUGGCUUUUACAUCUGCACUUCAACAAAUAUAGUGGGAAAGGAACUUUGCAACAUGACAGUCACCGUUGUGCCACCAUCCCUGAACAUAGCUCUUUAUGCUGGCAUCAUCGGUGGAGCUGUUGCUGCACUUAUUGUUAUUGGUAUCUUAGCCUAUUGCUGCUGCUGUCGGGAGGACAAGAACAAGAACUAUGAGAUGACGGAGCAAGAAGACAGAAAUGAACCCUCUUUGGAGACGCCUACAGGAAAUCUGAGAGCAGAAGAGGAUGUUGAACAUGUAUGA
Calypte anna (Anna's hummingbird) is the source of this 885-nucleotide messenger RNA. RefSeq names its product glycoprotein A33 (gene GPA33). The record is from RefSeq and is a predicted model, not a curated record. The transcript is spliced from 7 exons. Lineage: Eukaryota; Metazoa; Chordata; Aves; Apodiformes; Trochilidae. Gene Ontology annotation, cellular component: plasma membrane. Bases 10 to 885 code for a protein of 291 amino acids.